CGGCAGUGGCGGUUCUCAAAACGUCUGGACUUAGAUCCCGAGUUAAUCGGGAUAAAAUCAAUUUUUUUUUUAAAUUUUAAAUAAAUUUGUCAAAAAUGUGGUCAAGUUUUUUUGUUUUUAUUGUAUUUAUUUUUGGUGUCAAAUCGACUGUGGUGGAUUUAUCAUACAGAGGGUUAAAGAAAGAACAAUUUUUCGUGUCAAUACAGCCGCAAAUAAAUUUACACGAAGUGACAGAUUUGAUAUUAAAAGGAAAUAAUUUUGACAGUUUCCUCGACUGUUCAACAAAUCUAGAUAAUUUGAAAUCAUUAGAUUUAGCAGAGAAUCAUUUGCAAAGAUUUUUUUUCCUCUGCAAAGAAGAGUACAAUUUAGAGUACUUGAAUGUGAGCCACAAUUAUCUCGAAUAUAUCGACGAUUUCGCGUUGAAUAAUCGUACGUCCAAAUUAAAAGUGCUCGAUCUCUCGUGGAAUAAAUUGACUGUCAUCAAUGAAACAAUGAUCGAACAUAUGAAGAUACUGGAAUAUUUAUCGAUAGCAAGCAAUCCAGUGGUCGACAUUCACGAAAGCGCGUUUACAAACCAAAAAAAUUUGUUGCAUUUAGACAUGAGUAAUGUGUCCGCAUCAGUUUUACCACCUUCGCUAUUUCGACCUCUAGCAAAGUUAUCAUUUCUAAAUAUAUCAUUUAAUCCCAUCGAGACGUUGCCAUUUCUGCCAGUGAUGUUAAUGGAACUAGAUAUUUCAGGGACUAACAUAUUUUUCAUAAGUGAAAUUUCACUGCCGCAUCUGUCUAGACUGCACUUGAACCAUAUGCAUAAUGUAACGGAAGUUAUCUUGAAUGACUUCGAAAAUAUGACGAUGUUAGAAUUGAUAACAUUAGAAAAUUGUCCCAUGCUGACGGAAUUUCGCGUUUGGCCGCCUAAUAGCAAACUCUUGCCGCGCUUAAGACAUUUGUCUGUCAAAGGAAGUGCACUGGAGACACUAAACGAAGAAUUACGUCCGAUUCUUCAAAGAACUGCUGUCGUCGAUUUGCAAAAUAAUCCUUGGCAUUGCGAUUGUAGGAUGCAGUGGAUCAAUCGGUUUAAUCUUUCCAACGAACUUAGUCAUCAGAUCAGAUGUAAAACGCCGGAAGAACAUGCUGGUAAAUUAUUAUCCAUAAUUCCAAAUCACGAGCUGAUAUGCGUUGAAAUAUUGAGCACAGCUUAUCCAGCGAUAUGGGCAUCGAUAUCGAUUAUAAUUCUGGGAAUAAUAUUAGCGGGAAUUUAUCUCGUAUGGCGAGGGCCUCUCAGGCACUGGAUUCUCCCAAAACACGGUGGUGAUACUGUGUCAUAUAAAAAUGUCAAGGAGUCGUCCAACGACUUGAUAAGAAUCCUAGUCACUGAUGACCGCGCUGAGGACUAAAUAAAAUUUUAUUUCAAUAAAAACUAUCGACUACUAAAUUAGAUUACGAACUCCUAGUAAAUUAUAUAGAUUUUGAUGUUACCUGGAGCUGUUCACGGGAGAAUAAAAAAUUGUGUGACGCGAAGGGCGCAAACAAUAAUUUGUAACGUAUUACUGAAGUGUAUGGAUCUGAAUAGAUGCUCAAAAUUGACGUUAAUGUACAAAAGCCAGAAAACAUUCUGAUUUACGGUUCAUUUAGUAAACUAUUACUAAACCAUAAUCACAGCCCCAUUUCACCCUAUCCUACCACUAGUAUAACUGACGAGCGUCUCUGCCUAUACUAUUACUCUUUUUUUAUCUCCGUUGUAUCCAAUUGAAAAUGUUGAUACGAGGGAAGAAAAGAGAAAACAAGAGUUGAGUCGAGUCUCUGAAUCAAAGUUCACCAUGCGAGAUAUUCCCUACACUUUCAAUCAACCAACCCCUUUAACAAAUCACUCCUUUUUACCUUCAGCUCAACCACAAUCUUCAUAUAUAUACAUUCUAUAGAUAUAUCUAUAUAUAUAUAUAUAUGAAAAAAUAGUACCACAAAAGUACGGGUUGACUGCUUUUAAAUAAAACUUGAGUAUCUUUUUCAUUUUAUAAAUGUGUAUAUAUAUAUUUAUAUAUAUAUUUGGUUUUAACAUUUCAUUAGAUAAAAGUUACGAUUCGUCAAGCAAAUUAAUAACUUACUUUUAAAAAAAUAAAUAUGGUAAAAAUGUUUUUUAUCAAAACUUCUAAAGGUUUUUUGGUUAAUUAAAUCAUAUAAUUUGAAAUUUAUAAAAAUGAUUUUUUUUUUUAAUUUUAGAUUGAAUGGAAAAAAAAGUUUCGAGUACCAAAAAUUGAUUUUGAGACAAUUAUUUUUUUUUGCUGUAUGUGGUUUGGCAACGUUUGGUCAGAUCGAAUGAUUUUCAUAUAUAUAUAUAUGUAUUAAGAUCGUCAGAAGCCUUGACAUGAACGGUGAUCGCGUGCGAUGUAGCGAUGAGCCUUUGUGCUAAAGUAUGAUCUUCCUAAGGGAAGCAUAUCGAGUUACACGUUAUACGUGUGCUCAAACCCAUCAUAUUCACAUUAUAGUGCAGUAACAGUAGGCUACUUCAAAUAUAUAUAUAUAUAUAUAUAUAUAUAUAUAUAUAUAUAUAUAUAUAUUCACAUAUAUGUGCCAUAAUUUGUAUACGUAUACAGAGCCCGUAUUUUCGCUCGAUUUACAAUAUAAAAAUAUAAUAUGUAUAUAUAUAUAUAUAUUAAUUCUACAUCAAGAUAUUAUUGCAUGCCAAUGUCAUAUUUGACAAGACAAUAUAUAAAGUCGUGCGUUUAUUUUUUUGUACUGGCGCAAGAAAAAUUUUGCGGUAUAAAAUAAAAAUAAAAAUUUUCUUAGAGCUAGAAAUAACUUCUUGGCGCGAAAAAAUUUUUUUCCUCCCAAGAAAAUUGUCAUUUUUAAUUUAUAAUGCAAAAAUUUUUAAGGGCUGGUAAAAAUCUUUUUUUUCUGUAUAUAUGAGAAAAUAUAUAUGAGAAAAUUAAAAAAUUUUACCCGAGAUUUGCAGCAGCAUCGAAGGAUCCAGACAACUUUUUAUCAGGCUUUGAUUGUAAAACAUAUUUUUAAAAUUUUAUUUUGUAUUUUAAUUCGCGUCUUUCGCGAGUCAUGUAUCGUUUGCUUUUAGGUGUAAAGUAAAGUUAUGUUAAAUAUAUAUUUAUGAAAUAAAUAAUAAUAUUUUUAAACAUAAAAUCCAUAGUGUGUUGAGUUCCUUGGAGUUUAAUUUAAAUGUAGUAAUGGUUUUUUUAACUUUAAAAUUCAUUGUAAAAAAUGAAGUAGAAAAUUUAUGUCCGGGUGAUAGUAGAGUAGAAGUGAGCAUGUUUGGAUUGUUUAUAAUUAUCUAGACAAAGGUGCGGGAAAAUUUAAAUUAAAUA
Microplitis demolitor is the source of this 3314-nucleotide messenger RNA. RefSeq names its product phospholipase A2 inhibitor. Bases 96 to 1394 code for a protein of 432 amino acids. The record is from RefSeq and is a predicted model, not a curated record. Gene Ontology annotation, molecular function: protein binding. Lineage: Eukaryota; Metazoa; Arthropoda; Insecta; Hymenoptera; Braconidae. The transcript has 4 exons. Gene Ontology annotation, cellular component: extracellular matrix.